UGAAUUUUAUUCUAAAUAUAGGAAGCCAGGAGUGAUUUAUAAGCACAAGAGUUAUUCUGAAAAUAAAAAACUCUAUUUGCUCUGUGGGAAAUGAAUUGGAAAUGACAAAACUGGAAGCUUGUGGCAGAACUGAAACAUAAUCUAUUGUACUGACUUCGAGGAAAGAAUAAGUUAUUUACCUAGCAAGCAUUUGCGUGCCAACCUGUUCUAAACGGUGGGGACGAACAAACCAGAGUUCCUGCUUUCAUGGUGUGCACACACUAGCGGCAAAAGACAGACACAGCACGUGUGGCAGUGCAGAGGGCUUGGCUGCAAGAGCUGAUAAGGAGGACCCUGGGAACUGCCUAAUCCAAAAGCCCUAGCUAGAGCAAGAUCCAUUUGUACUGCCCUUAGUACAGCCACGUGAGUGGGGUGACCAUUGACCUUAACCAAAAAGAUGUCAAGGUUUUCCUCCUCCUCACUCCAGCGUCCCCAGUCUCAGGGGGAGUUUCGCAGCUGGACCCCAGCAGCCUCAGAACAAACCGCGCCGGGAGACAACUUCCGGGGGCGGGGCCGCUCUUCUUCCGCGUCUACUACGCCUGCUCCCCGGACGAAACCCGCGGACUGGGCUUUAGGUUCCCGGGAAUCCCACGCUCCCGACUUCUGCUUCCGGGUCACAGCCAUGGCGGUGGCAAAUUCAAGCCCUGUUAACCCUGUGGUGUUUUUUGAUGUCAGCAUUGGCGGUCAGGAAGUUGGCCGCAUGAAGAUCGAGCUCUUUGCAGACGUUGUGCCUAAGACGGCCGAGAACUUUAGGCAGUUCUGCACCGGAGAAUUCAGAAAAGAUGGCGUUCCAAUAGGAUACAAAGGAAGCACCUUCCACAGGGUCAUAAAGGAUUUCAUGAUUCAGGGUGGAGAUUUUGUUAAUGGCGAUGGUACUGGAGUUGCCAGUAUUUACCGGGGGCCAUUUGCAGAUGAAAAUUUUAAACUUAGACACUCAGCUCCAGGCCUGCUUUCCAUGGCAAACAGUGGUCCCAGUACAAAUGGCUGUCAGUUCUUUAUCACCUGCUCUAAGUGCGAUUGGUUGGAUGGGAAGCAUGUGGUGUUUGGAAAAAUCAUCGAUGGACUUCUAGUGAUGAGAAAGAUUGAGAAUGUUCCCACAGGCCCCAACAAUAAGCCCAAGCUACCUGUGGUGAUCUCACAGUGUGGGGAGAUGUAGCCCAGACCAAGACUGAUUCAGUAUAGCUUGCUCGACUUCAAGGCCAUAAACCAAGAGUGUGGACUGCCCUUCCUCUCUAUCCUGGGACCAAAACCUGCCAGGAAGAAGGAUUGCUCUUUGUUCUGGACAUCCACAGAGAGCCAUCAGAGUCUGACAGAAAGGACAAAGGCUUUGGAGCCAAGUAGACCAGGAAGCCCCACCACUGUCUAAUUCUGUGACUUUAGUCAAGCCAUUAAACCCCUUGGCACCCUACUUCACUCCUUUGCAUAAUUAGAUAAUAUAUUAUGCACAGAGUUGUGAAGGGCAAAUAAAUUAGACAGUAUGCUUGACCAUAAA
Molecule: messenger RNA, 1531 nt
Organism: Cebus imitator (Panamanian white-faced capuchin)
Lineage: Eukaryota; Metazoa; Chordata; Mammalia; Primates; Cebidae
Gene: PPIH
Product: peptidylprolyl isomerase H
Exons: 10
Coding region: 437-1195 (252 amino acids)
Biological process (GO): protein folding; protein peptidyl-prolyl isomerization
Cellular component (GO): intracellular membrane-bounded organelle
Molecular function (GO): peptidyl-prolyl cis-trans isomerase activity
Source: RefSeq, a predicted model, not a curated record